AUGGUUGAAACUGUUGAUUUAGUCGUCAUUGGUGCUGGGUGGUUCGGUCUUGGAGCAGCAAAAACAUAUCUUCAAGUCCACCCAGAUGCCAAUUUAGUCGUUCUCGAAGCUGAAUCGUCUGUCGGAGGAGUAUGGAGCUCGAAACGCCUUUACCCAGGUCUGCGGUCCAACAAUCUCGUUGGAACGUACGAAUAUAGCGAUUUCCCAAUGGAUGAAGCUACCUGGGGCGUAAAACCAGGUCAACAUAUUCCGGGCCAAGUAGUUCAUAAAUACUUGACAGCAUAUGCUGAGAAAUUUGGUGUCUUGCGCCGCAUUCGCUUCAACUAUAAAGUGAAGAGUGUUGAGAAGAAUGAGAGGGGUGGCUGGCUACUGUCGCCAGAAGGAGACUCGUCGACGUCAAUCUAUGCGAAGAAAUUGAUUGUUGCAACUGGGGUGACUUCCCAGGCAUUCUUACCUACUUUUGAAGGUCAGAAUUCUUUUGGCGUUCCAUUGUUUCACAGUAAAGACUUCUUGAAGCAUGCCGACACUAUCAAGAAUUCCAAAAGAGUUACUGUUCUUGGUGGUACAAAGUCGGCAUGGGAUGCUGUAUAUGCCUAUGGCACUGAUGGUGUAGAGGUUGACUGGGUGAUUAGAGAAUCUGGCCAUGGCCCUUGCUGGAUGGCACCACCAUACGUAACCCCUCUGAAAAAGUGGCUGGAGAAGUUAGUCCAUACACGAUUCCUGACCUGGCUAUCUCCUUGUGUUUGGGGAGAUGCUGACGGGUAUGGCGGUAUUCGUUCCUGGCUUCACGGCACAUCAAUCGGUCGAUUUCUUGUAGACAAAUUCUGGGGGGUUCUUGGCGGCGACGUGAUAACGCUGAACAAGUACGACUCUCACCCCAAAACGGCGAAACUAAAACCAUGGCACGAUGCGUUCUGGACUGCAAGUGGUCUUAGUAUCUUGAACUACGAGACAGACUUCUUCGAGCUGGUGAAAAGCGACAAGAUAAGGAUCCACAUUGCAGACAUCACAGAAUUGUCCCCCGGAAAGGUUCAUCUUUCUGAUGGUAAUUCAUUCGAAACAGAUGCACUCCUCUGCUCGACUGGGUGGAAACACACAGCUCCAAUGAAAUUUUCUCCUCCCGGCCUUGAAGCUGAGUUAGGCCUCAUGAGCCAAAGAUCAUCAAGUGAAGAGGAAGCCUUGAUCGCUCGAGCCGAUGCCGAGAUCCUCGAGAAGUAUCCUCGACUAGCGAACCGGCCACCAAAGAACAAGAAGUUCGAAGCUCUGACCGAUACGAAUGCCAGAAUACAGAAUGAGGAAAACCUCUCCUCCAUGGGUUUGUAUCGUUUUAUGGUGCCUCCGGAGCCCAGAAUGUUGGCCACACAUGACAUCGCAUUUUCGGGAUAUGUCAUGACUAUCUCGACUUCGAUCCUAGCUCAAGUCCAGGCAUUAUGGAUAACAGCGUAUUUUGAUGGAAAUGUGUUGCCUUUUGAUACCACAAUUAGUUCGUCGGCUGAAUUGGAGAAAGAGAUCGCUGCAAUCAAGUAUUCUGCCACGCUUCACAAUCGCUUUGGCAAAUGGCGCUAUCCUGGUGGAAAGGAAGGCAAGAUACCGGAUUUUGUAUUCGAUGCUGUGCCGUAUGUAGAUAUGUUGCUCAAAGAUCUCGGGGUAAAUUCAAGGAGGAAAGGUAGCUUCUUGAAGGAAAUUUCGGAGCCUUACGGUGCGGAGGAUUAUAAGGAUGUUGUGCAGGAAUGGAUGGCUAAGGGGAAAAAGGAUUUGUAG
Messenger RNA from Glarea lozoyensis ATCC 20868, 1761 nucleotides. Its product is annotated as FAD/NAD(P)-binding protein. Lineage: Eukaryota; Fungi; Ascomycota; Leotiomycetes; Helotiales; Helotiaceae. The record is from RefSeq and is a predicted model, not a curated record. Bases 1 to 1761 code for a protein of 586 amino acids. The transcript has 3 exons.